This is a messenger RNA of Callorhinus ursinus (northern fur seal), 1992 nucleotides long. The record is from RefSeq and is a predicted model, not a curated record. NCBI's taxonomy places the organism in Eukaryota, Metazoa, Chordata, Mammalia, Carnivora, Otariidae.
GGUCCGGGAUGGCACGCUGACUCUCCUCAGGGAUGUGGGCAGGGUGCUGGGCUGGGUGAGUCGUGACAGCAGAAGGUCUGGACCCCCAACUCAGCCCGCUGAGACCCCCACACCACUCCACCUGCAGUCUUCGCCAUGGCAGCCCAGAUUGGAAACGCUAGUUUUGCACCCAACUUCAGUCCGGCUCAAGACCAUACCUCCCCCGUCCCCUUCAAUUUCAGCUACGGUGACUAUGACCUCCCUCUGGACGAGGGUGAGGACAUGACCAAGACCCGGACCUUCUUCGCUGCCAAGAUCGUCAUCGGUGUGGCACUGGCAGGCAUCAUGCUGGUCUGCGGCGUUGGCAACUUCAUCUUUAUUGCUGCGCUUGCCCGCUAUAAGAAGCUUCGCAACCUCACCAACCUGCUCAUCGCCAACCUGGCCAUCUCCGACUUCCUGGUGGCCAUCAUCUGCUGCCCCUUCGAGAUGGACUACUACGUGGUGCGCCAGCUCUCCUGGGAGCAUGGCCACGUGCUCUGUGCCUCUGUCAACUACCUGCGGACCGUCUCACUCUACGUCUCCACCAAUGCCCUGCUGGCCAUCGCUAUCGACCGAUAUCUCGCCAUCGUUCACCCCUUGAAACCACGGAUGAACUAUCAAACGGCCUCCUUCCUGAUCGCUUUGGUCUGGGUGGUGUCCAUCCUCAUCGCCAUCCCGUCGGCCUACUUCACCACGGAGACGGUCCUGUUCAUCGUCAAAAGCCACGAGAAGAUCUUCUGCGGCCAGAUCUGGCCGGUGGACCAGCAGCUCUACUACAAGUCCUACUUCCUGUUCAUCUUCGGCGUGGAGUUCGUGGGCCCCGUGGUGACCAUGACCCUGUGCUAUGCCAGGGUCUCCCGCGAGCUCUGGUUCAAGGCGGUGCCGGGCUUCCAGACUGAGCAGAUCCGGAAGAGGCUGCGCUGCCGCAGGAAGACAGUGCUGGUGCUCAUGUGCAUCCUCACAGCCUACGUGCUAUGCUGGGCGCCCUUCUACGGCUUUACCAUUGUGCGCGACUUCUUCCCCGCCGUAUUCAUCAAGGAGAAGCACUACCUCACGGCCUUCUACGUGGUCGAGUGCAUCGCUAUGAGCAAUAGCAUGAUCAACACCGUGUGCUUCGUGACCGUCAAGAACAACACCAUGAAGUACUUCAAGAGGAUGAUGUGGCUCCACUGGCGGCCUGUGCACCAUGGGAGCAAGUCCAGUGCUGACCUGGACCUCAAAACCAGCGGCAUGCCAGCCACGGAAGAGGUGGACUGUAUCAGGCUGAAAUAACCCGCUGGCGUCCGGAAAGCCCAGAAGCCGGAACUCUGCACAUACUCCAUCGGUAGCCAAGUUCAUGCUGGGCUGCCCGGGGAAGGAUAGCUGUGUUCCAUGCCUCACAGCCCUCAAGGGGCAGGAGGCUGCUCGGUCCUGACAUGCGUUGAGACUCGAGACAGGUAACAGCAACUGAGAUUGACCGAACAGCUACUGUGUGCUGGCCGCACCAAGGAGAUCCGACAAGGCCCCCAUUACCUACUGUGGGCCGAAAUUAAAUAACAAGACAAAAUGGCAGAAGUUGUUGGAAUCACCAAGCUAGGGCCAGUCAGGGGCCUCAGAUGGUUAUCUGCACUCACUCUCCAUCUCCCUACCUGCAUUCUGCAUCUCAUCAGGGCAGGAACAUCAAAAGUCUAUAGAAUAAACCACUUAGCCAUGACCAAACAUAAGGAUGAGUUCAUCAGAGUGUGUGGGGUUUAUAGCCUUGUGGGAAGAGGGUUCAUGCCAUCCCAUUGAACUUUCCCACUCCAUUCGUACUACCUCCCUAAAGAUAUUCUCUAGGAUUCUGGCUGUGAGAAAAACAAUUUUCUCAUAACCAGGCCAUUGGUUAGCUACAAUGGUGUAAUUUCAAAGGAAAGGACCAAAAAAAUCUCUUUUCCACUGAUGCUUGCAAGCUCAUCAUGCUUUUGGGUGAAGACAUGCAGUCCUGAAAUAAGGAAC